GUCGAAUCAUCGCCCUCUUAUCAUUCUCAUCGCAGGAGGGCAUGCAGCCGGUAAAGUAUGUGAUUCUCGACCGUGUUCGGUUUCUCAAUCUAACUUUCUUAGUGUCUUACAAGCAAGCUUUUGAGAGAAGAGCUAGAAAAUAGAAUUCAGCAGAUCAAAAUCGCAGAAGUUGAUAUGAAAGAGUUCCAAGAGGAGACCUUUGAGAUAGGUCCGUCUCGUUUUAAUUUCAAUCUGGUUAAGUCAAAGGUCGAAAAUCAUAUUAGUGAUGGUUUUGACGUUAUACUCAUUUACGGGCUUUAUGCACUUUAUGACAGGGAGCUUUUGAAUAUGGGAUCAGUCAAAAUUUUUAUUGACUGUGAUGCUGAUAUUAGGUUGGGCAGAUGGAUCAAAAGAGAUCUUUUAUCUUCUAAAUUGUCUAGUUCUAUCUCAAAGGCUGAAAAGAGCAUGUUGCUCAGGAAUCUAUUAACACGCUACUUGAGCGAGUCUCGAAUAGAAAUGAGCAAAUUCAUUUCUCGCACAAAAGAUCUCGCUGAUGUCGUUCUUCCGAGGGGGGCGGAGCCCACCGGGAUUUCAUUGAUUGUUGACGGAAUACAACAUCUAAUAAAGAAUGAGAGCGAAGGGGGCAGUGAUCAUACUACUAGAUUCCACACUUCAGAUCCGGUAAAAAACGUUAUAUCAUCCAGGAAAAAAGACAUUACACUAGAGGCCCUUAGCAAUGAUAAUUUUGAAAGCAGAAACAAACGAUUUUACGAUUUGAAUUAAAGGAAUAACGCUAUGAAGUAACCAACUCUACCAUGAUAUUCAAAGAGAAAAUAAUCAAACUUGUGUCUGUAUUCAUUGAGAAAUUCGAACAUCAGAAACUAGUGUAGUGAGGUGGGAAAGUUGGUAUUAAGUUUUGCACAUAAUAUUGCUAGUAGGUUAUGAGUCGGUAUAGCAAGUUUGAACAGUGAAUACUGAAAAGCGAGGCAAAGAUGCUCAAAUGUUCUAAAAAAAGUCAGCUGCGAGAUGUUUAUGCUACUUUAAUAUACGCCCCCUACUUUCGAUAUUCUGACUUGGAAUAAGUGGA
Ogataea polymorpha is the source of this 1066-nucleotide messenger RNA. RefSeq lists its product as uncharacterized. Bases 175 to 762 code for a protein of 195 amino acids. NCBI's taxonomy places the organism in Eukaryota, Fungi, Ascomycota, Pichiomycetes, Pichiales, Pichiaceae. The transcript has a single exon. Gene Ontology annotation, molecular function: ATP binding; kinase activity. The record is from RefSeq and is a predicted model, not a curated record.